This is a messenger RNA of Serinus canaria (Common canary), 3612 nucleotides long. RefSeq names its product sphingomyelin phosphodiesterase acid like 3B (gene SMPDL3B). The transcript is spliced from 7 exons. NCBI's taxonomy places the organism in Eukaryota, Metazoa, Chordata, Aves, Passeriformes, Fringillidae. Gene Ontology annotation, molecular function: sphingomyelin phosphodiesterase activity. Bases 72 to 1487 code for a protein of 471 amino acids. Gene Ontology annotation, biological process: sphingomyelin catabolic process. The record is from RefSeq and is a predicted model, not a curated record.
UGAGGGCCGGGCCCAGGUGAGGGCCGGGCCCAGGUGAGGGCCGGGCCCAGGUGAGGGCGGCGGUGUCUGCCAUGCCGGCCUCAGGCCAGCUCAUGGUGCUGCUCUUGCUGUGCCUGCUGGCCAUGGCUUUGCCCGGUGUGGGCGCCGGCUCCGGGCGGUUCUGGCACCUCACGGACCUGCACUGGGACCCCGGGUACGAGGCGGCGGCGGCAGCGGGGCAGCCGUGCCCGUCGGGCGGCGGUCGGGCCGGGCCCGCCGGGCCGUGGGGCAGCUACCUGUGCGAUGCUCCCUGGAACCUGCUCCGCUCGGCCGCCCGGGCCAUGCGGGCCCGCCUGGCCGCGCCGGACUUUGUCCUCUGGACCGGAGAUGACACUCCCCAUGUCCCCAAUGAGCAGCUUGGAGAAGAAAAGGUUCUACACAUAAUAGCAAAUCUGACUUCCCUGAUAAAAGAAACAUUUCCAGGUACCAAGGUCUAUGCAGCAAUGGGCAAUCAUGACUUCCACCCCAAGAAUCAGUUUCCUGGGAAGGAGCACAGGAUCUACAACCAAACAGCAGAGCUGUGGCGGCCCUGGCUGAGUGAUGCCUCCCUUCCUCUCUUCAGAGCAGGAGCUUUCUACAGUGAGAAGCUGCCUGGCCCAGGGAUGAGGGGGCGGAUGGUUGUCCUCAACACCAACCUCUACUAUGACCAGAAUGAUGAGACAGCUGCUGAGGAGGAUCCUGGGGGGCAGUUCCAGUGGCUGGAAGAAACACUGACCAAUGCCUCUAGAGCAGAUGAAAUGGUCUACAUUGUGGGGCACGUCCCUCCUGGCUUCUUCGAGAAGAAACGGGGCAAGCCCUGGUUCCGGAGGGGCUUCAACGAGCGCUACCUGGGAAUUGUGCAGAGGCACCACGCGGUGAUCGCUGCCCAGUUCUUUGGGCACCAUCACACAGACAGCUUUCGCAUGUUCUACAGCCACACAGGUACUCCAAUCAAUGUCAUGUUCCUGGCCCCUGGAGUGACUCCCUGGAAAACAACAUUACCUGGAGUGAGCAAUGGAGCCAACAACCCUGCGAUUCGGGUGAUCGACUAUGAUCAGGACACCCUGCAGGUCUUGGAUAUGGUGACUUACUACUUGAACCUUACUCGUGCCAACACGAUGGCCUCAGCACGGCAGGAAGAGUUCCCAGAGUGGGAGGAGGAGUACAGGCUGACAGAAGCCUUCCAGGUCCCUGAUGGCUCUGCAGGCUCCAUGCAGACAGUGCUGGAGAGGAUCUCCAGGGACCCCCACUACUUGCAGCUGUACUAUGAGUUUAACUCUGCCAGGUAUGACCUGGAGCAGUGCCAGCAGGAAUGCCGUGUGGAUCACCUGUGUGCCAUCAGGGAAGUCGAUUUUCUAAAGUAUGAUGAGUGUGUGAAAACCAACAGUUCUGCCUCUGCUGCCAGCAGUGUUUGGCUUUUGGUUUUCUGCAUGUUCUUAGGAUUUCUCAGUCCUCAGCCAGUGCUGUGAUGGCCAAGAGCAAGAGAAAAGGAGGAGGGCAUGAGAUCACACUACACUGCAUGUGAAUUGGUGGUUUUGGCAUUGAGAACUUGCUUGGAAAACAGGACAAAAUUAUCAAUGUUUACUAAAAGCCCUGUGAUUUGAAAUUUUCUGGAGAAACUUGAUGUGUGAAGAGCAAUGUUUUUGAGAGCCCUGUUGUGCUAAAGUGACUGCAACAAGGAGUGUCUCCCCUCUGGUAGGACUGCUGGGGCAGCCCCACAAAUCAGAUGAAGACCAGGCCUCCCUGUGGACAUGAACUGGCAAAGGGUGAGGGUAGGGAGCUGCCACAUGUUCCAGAGGCUGCUGACAGCAUUCCUUAUUUUGGCACACACUUCUGCACAGCUGGUGACUCAGGAAGUCUUGUGGUGGCUUUGUUCCACAGCAGCCUGUGGCUGUUGAGCAAAGCAAGGUGGGCUGGGGUGACAGCCCAGAGAGGCCAGGGCAGGCUGCAGAUCCAGUGACAGGGGAUGGAGCCUCAGCCUGCCAAGGCCUCACUCUGUCAGAGGAGCAGGCUGAACAAUGAGAGUCUGGAGUACAACUUACAAAGAGGAUUAAGCCAGAACCAGAUAAAACUCGACUCGCAUAACAAAAGCAACCACUGUUCAAAAUCCACUGUUGAGUGUCACUUGUGUACCAAAGUGCAGCACGAGGCAGCAGAGCAGGUCACAAGCAAAGCAGCUGGGGCAGCUUUAGGAGCUGCAGCCUGAGGCAGCCCAAGGCCAAGGCCUGCAGGGACAAGGGCACUUGGCCAUGGCGGGAUCCUCCCCUGAGCCCACAGCACAUCAGGCAGGCUCAGCUGUACCAGUGCAGACUGGAACGAACACACUACACUCUCCAACCUGGCAAAAUCUGCAUUUAAUUUACAACAUAGUAAAGGUUACAGGUAAAAAGCUCAACAGAAGUGUGAAAAGGCCUAUUACAUAUUACACAAGUGUACAAAUGUCUGUACAAAGCCCCUCGAUGUUCCUGUCCCCUCGUGGCCAGCUGUGGCCCCUGAGCUCUGAAAUAAUAAGAGCUGAUUCAGAGUCUGAGAGGAGAAGAGCUUUAAAAAACGAGCAGUGAAGUUUCCCUUGUCAAGAAAAGUCUUGCAAAGAGCCACUUGCAAAAAAAAUUCCAAAAACCCCCCACCCCUACCCUCUUCCCCCCAAAAUAAAAUAAAACAACAAAAAAAAAAAUCCAAAAGAAAAAUAAGGAAACCUGCUCAACUUUUGUUUGUCCUGACUAGUCUUACUCUAAAGAGUUGCCUUAGAAAGCAACUGGCUGGGAAAUGAAAAUCUUAGAGGCCAGACUAAAGAGGAAGAUUCUGAGUUAUUGUGGGAGCACUGGGAAGCAGAACAAAUGCCCAACAGCUGAACCAUCAAUGGCAACUUAAACACAGAGCAGCACAGCUGGAUCAUGGAGCAGGUGCUGAAUCCACACAAGGAACAGUCUGAGCUGGAUGUGAUAGUGUGGGGAGGGAACAGAGCAGUCUCUAAAGCCAUGGCUCUUGUGAGCUGGGCAGCUGCCUGCUGGCACCUCAGGGACAUGAUAGAAGCAAUCACUGCAGAGAGGAACUCACAGAUUUUGGGGCAUCUGUCUGAAACGGGUCUGGUGCAUCCAGCAUCCUAUUUCACUGGAACACAGCACUGAUCCUGCACCAUCCCAGCUCCCUGGAACACAGCACUGACCCAGCACCAUCCCAGCUCCCUGGAACACAGCACUGACCCUGCACCAUCCCAGCUCCCUGGAACACAGCACUGAUCCUGCACCAUCCCAGCUCCCUGGAACACAGCACUGAUCCUGCACCAUCCCAGCUCCCUGGAACACAGCACUGAUCCAGCACCAUCCCAGCUCCCUGGAACACAGCCUGAUCCAGCACCAUCCCAGCUCCCUGGAACACAGCCCAGCCCCAACAACCUGCCAGUACCUCCCCAAGCAGCUGCAGUCCUGCACACAGUGAACAGCCAGGUACAUGCUCUCAUUUCAGUGCACAUUUCCUGGAUCCCCCAAACAGCAAAGGAAUUUGACUUGUAGCUGAACUGCAUUAGAGUGUGUACAAAAAUCCAGAAUAAACUUAAGAAUAAUAAAGCUCUGGCCUUACCUUGCAUAAAGUACA